UAAUGGGCCAGUCAUGUGAUCCACACAUCUAAUUUGGGACCAAUCUGAGAUGUAAGUGGCACCAGGCAGGCCUGGAGUAAUCAUGACCGCAGUGUGGAGUGUAAAGAACAUUACAGAUAUCAGUGCCUCUUGGAUCUAAAGGAGAUUUAUCUUGGCUUUAUAUCGGACAACUUCCGCACAUUUCACAGCCUUGGAAGGCAGGACCUGUCCUCUCAACUUGAGGCUCAACUUUACAUGGAAGCGUGUGUGGGCAUGACACUGUAACCAAGGCAACUCACACAACUGGAGAUUAGCAGUAUGUGAGUGUUCCAAUUCUCUGGAUUUCUUCACUCUGGAAUGGAUACCAUAUUUCUCUUCUCCCUGGUGCUGGCCAUCAUCGUGGCAGUGUGUGGCGAGGCCAAACAGAACAUCUACGCCAGCGGCUGCAACGAGCAGGAGCUGAAGCUGGACUGUGGUGCUGGACACCGUAUAGCCAUCAAGCGCUUGUUCUAUGGUGUGAAGCUAGAUGCAGCCUGCGUGGGACACCGCCGCACCCGGCGCGACUGCUGCACCGCAUCCCACGCUGACUGUAUGGUGAACAGGGAGGAGUCGUACCUGGACAUCAACACCCAGUGUUCCGGGUAUCCCUCCUGCAAGUUCAUGGUCAAGAAGGUCACUACCAGUGGACAGUGUCUGAAGAAGACCACUGACUUCAUGACCAUCAUCUACGACUGCAUAGCAGAUGCUGACAUUGCAAGCUUCUGCUCCGACACACAUAAGCGAGGCAAGGAGUUGUACAUAGCCAACACCGAGUACCCUUCGUCCAUCCGUGGCAACAAACCCCGGUGUUCCUGUCUGGCCACCACAGAGCAGUCGCGUGGCAUCAGCCUCCAUUCCAUCGACAUCCUCAUCGCUAUGUCGGAGUACGGAGGUCGAACCUGUACCGAGCUCAUCAAGAUUGAAGACAGUUUUAACUACAAGAAGCAGAUCACGUGUGGUCAUCGUGGACUGUAUGGCUUCCGAGCUCUGUAUGAACGGUCAACGCGGAAUGUCACCAUCAGCCUGGAGAGCCAGAGCAAUGAUCGCGGGACCGCCUACGUGUGGUUCCAGAUUAAAGCCGAAGAAUCAAACGACUUUGUCAACGUGUAUUGUGGGGAGGCACUCAGACGCCUUCUUGCCAAGCCGUAUCAAGAUGCAGAAUCAAGGGACCGAACUAAAGCUGAAGGUUCUGAUGAAAAGCUAAGCACUGUCAUACCUCGCCGACCUGAAAACGAAUCUGCUUCAGCAGCCAUAUUCCCACUUACAUCUGAUAUGGCUGCAAUAGUUGGAGGAAUUGUGGCCGCAUCGUUUGUCAUCUUUGCCAUCCUCAUCAUCUCCAUUGCUGUCCACUGCCGGAGGGUACGUCGAGCGAAAGAACCAGUGAAGCGCGUGGAGAUGUACCCAGCCAUGAGUCCUACUCCAUCUCUGGACGUUGCAUCCUACUGUCGCUAUGACUACGACGAUGACCACUACUGUUCCAUCAGUCGGAGUCCAUUGAAGGUAUCUUCCCAGUAUGACUACAACCCAAACAAGAAUGUGGUUCUGGGAUCAGCAGAGUACAGCCAGCCGGACGAGAUUGUGGGCGAGGAGCUCCCUGCCCCUCCUCCCCCUUACAACGGCGGCCUGGACGGACCCCAAACUGAGCCCCUCAUGAGCGUUCCCCCGCGGGAUUACCUUACUCUACGGGAAGAGAUUGAUAGUGCUGCAGGAAACCGCACCAUGCCGCCACCUCAAGACUACUAUGCUGUCAUCAAUAAGAAAGGCAAUAAAAGCCCACCGCCGAAAACACGCAGCAAGAGUGUCACAUUCUCUCAACCUGUUGCCAUGGUAACACCACUUCCAUCAGGUUCUGAUGAGUCCAUGAUGGACAGAGAAGGAAAUGAGAAAACUGAUGAGUUUCCACCGCCGGUGCUUGACUCCCCAACCAAACCAGAGACCAUCCAAAUACCCCGGUACGAGGGAGGGCAGCCUCUGGACUCACCAGCACGACCACUGUCCACAUUCCGUAGUCCUGACGAAGAGAUGAAGCUCAGCAACCAGUUUGAUCUGCCUCCCCCUCCUCCGGAAGACUACGACAUGGACAACACGUGUCAGGCGCAGUAUGACAACAUCCCCUACUACAGCGGCCAGGAGAAGUCUUUCUGGUUGCCACCUCACAACUAUGCACCCAAUGCCAUGCCAAAUGGGAAAGUGAGAAAUAUCUAUGAAACUGGAGUCUGAGAAUCUCGGACACAUCAAUCAUGUGUGCCAUGUAGGAGACACAAGCAGGGAGUAAUGGAUGAUCACGAGGGCUGGGAUGGGUAACACGGGUACUCGGGUCGGGUGGGUCCUGAGUAGGACCCAGGUACCCACAGGACUACCCGAACAUGUGGUUAAUCACUUGAUUU
Messenger RNA from Haliotis rufescens (red abalone), 2405 nucleotides. RefSeq lists its product as uncharacterized. The transcript is spliced from 7 exons. The record is from RefSeq and is a predicted model, not a curated record. Bases 337 to 2238 code for a protein of 633 amino acids. NCBI's taxonomy places the organism in Eukaryota, Metazoa, Mollusca, Gastropoda, Lepetellida, Haliotidae.